Messenger RNA from Cebus imitator (Panamanian white-faced capuchin), 2529 nucleotides. RefSeq names its product phospholipase D family member 3 (gene PLD3). NCBI's taxonomy places the organism in Eukaryota, Metazoa, Chordata, Mammalia, Primates, Cebidae. The record is from RefSeq and is a predicted model, not a curated record. Gene Ontology annotation, molecular function: catalytic activity. The transcript has 14 exons. Bases 740 to 2212 code for a protein of 490 amino acids.
GUACGCCUGCGCGCGGCUGGGGGGCGGUCAGGCGGGGCUCCAGCCUGGAAGGUGCCUGUGGGGCUGGGGCCCGGAGUGGGAGACGUGGAGUGCAGCAAUUACAAUGGCCUGAGCACUACAGAGGAGGAAUAAACCAGACACGGACAUAGCAAGGGACACAUACAAGUUGAUUAUGUGUGAUUGACUUGUAUACAAGAUACGAGGGCGCACACAAAUCUCACCAAGCCGCAUGUUUCAAGGGCUUACUAUGCUUCCUGUCUCCCAUGGAUGAUCUCAUUGAUUCUUCUGAGCAAAUAUGAGGUAAUGCAUGCCCAAGGUACAAAAAUUCACAAGGUUUGUAGACGAGAAAAGACGUGAAGUUCCUUUUAUUCUUUACCUGUGGCCUCCCUGCCCCACACGGGGACGCUAGGGUGGAAUGUAGCAAAGCCCAUCCCCCAGCCAUGUACUGCCCCCCAACAGGGCCAGGUUGGAGCGACCGCCUCUGGGGGACCGGGCCCCCCUUCUCGCUGCGGUGAGCCCGGGCUGAGAUGCGCACUGCGCAGACUCCCUGCUGCAGUGGGCGGAGCUCCCGCUUGCCCCGCCCCCUCCCACCCCUGUUCAGCCUGUCCCGGCAGAAGCUGGGGCCCGACGGAGGUAGCAGCAGACGCUUGCGAGCGCGUCCGAGGCCCCUCGGGUUUGGAGACCCUGACACACCCACCUUCUCACCUGGGCUUUGCGAACCCCCCAGCCUCAAGGCGAGAUGAAGCCUAAACUGAUGUACCAGGAGCUAAAGGUGCCUGUAGAGGAGCCUGCCAGCGAGCUGCCCAUGAAUGAGAUUGAGGCGUGGAAGGCUGCAGAAAAGAAAGCCCGCUGGGUCCUGCUGGUCCUCAUUCUGGCGGUUGUGGGCUUCGGAGCUCUGAUGACUCAGCUGUUUCUAUGGGAAUACGGCGACUUGCAUCUCUUUGGGCCCAACCAGCGCCCAGCCCCCUGCUAUGACCCUUGCGAAGCAGUGCUGGUGGAAAGCAUUCCUGAGGGCCUGGACUUCCCCAACGCCUCCAUGGGGAACCCUUCCACCAGCCAGGCCUGGCUGAGCCUGCUUGCUGGUGCACGCAGCAGCCUGGACAUCGCCUCCUUCUACUGGACCCUCACCAACGAUGACACCCACACGAAGGAGCCCUCUGCCCAGCAGGGUGAAGAGGUCCUCCAGCAGCUGCAGACCCUGGCACCAAAGGGCGUGAAUGUCCGCAUCGCUGUGAGCAAGCCCAACGGGCCCCAGCCUCAGGCGGACCUGCAGGCCCUUCUGCAGAGCGGUGCCCAGGUUCGCAUGGUAGACAUGCAGAAGCUGACCCAUGGCGUCCUGCAUACCAAGUUCUGGGUGGUGGACCAGACGCACUUCUACCUGGGCAGUGCCAACAUGGACUGGCGCUCACUGACCCAGGUCAAGGAGCUGGGCGUGGUCAUGUACAACUGCAGCUGCCUGGCCCGUGACCUGACCAAGAUCUUUGAGGCCUACUGGUUCCUGGGCCAGGCAGGCAGCUCCAUCCCAUCAACUUGGCCCCGGCCCUAUGACACCCGCUACAACCAAGAGACACCAAUGGAGAUCUGCCUCAAUGGAACCCCUGCUCUGGCCUACCUGGCGAGUGCGCCCCCACCCCUGUGUCCAAGUGGCCGCACUCCAGACCUGAAGGCUCUACUCAACGUGGUGGACAGUGCCCGGAGUUUCAUCUACAUCGCAGUCAUGAACUACUUGCCCACUCUGGAGUUCUCCCACCCUCGCAGGUUCUGGCCUGCCAUUGACGACGGGCUGCGACGGGCCUCCUAUGAGCGUGGUGUCAAGGUGCGCCUGCUCGUCAGCUGCUGGGGACACUCGGACCCAUCCAUACGGGCCUUCCUGCUCUCCCUGGCUGCCCUGCGUGACAACCAUACCCACUCUGACAUCCAGGUGAAACUCUUUGUGGUCCCCGCGGAUGAGGCCCAGGCCCGAAUCCCAUAUGCCCGCGUCAACCACAACAAGUACAUGGUGACCGAACGCGCCACCUACAUUGGAACCUCCAACUGGUCGGGCAACUACUUCACAGAGACGGCGGGUACCUCGCUGCUGGUGACGCAGAACGGGAGGGGUGGCCUGCGGAGCCAGCUGGAGGCCGUUUUCCUGAGGGACUGGGACUCCCCUUACAGCCAUGACCUUGACACCUCAGCUGACAGCGUGGGCAACGCCUGCCGCCUGCUCUGAGGCCUGGUCCAGCGGACAGGCCGAGGCCUGCUGGGCCCCCACGGACCCAGAUGCUCUGGGUCAUGGUCCCUGUCCCCGUGCCCCCGCUUCUGUCUGCCCCAUUGUGGCUCCUCAGGCUCUCUCCCCUGCUCUCCCACCUCUACCUCUGCCCCCACCGGCCUGACGCUGUGGCCCUGGGACCCAGCAGAGCUGGGGGAGGGAUCAGCCCCCAAAGAAGUGGUGGUGCAUGCUGGGCCCGGCCCCCCUGGCCUAUCCCCACUUUCCAGGGCAAAAAAGGGCCCAAGGUUAUAAUAAGAAGUAAAUAAUUUGUCUGUACA